GCGGGAGAGCGCCAUGGCGGCGGUAUCCGGUCCCCGCGCCGCGACGAGGUGAAGGAACGCCUCUUCACGGCUGAGGAGGCCACAGCCGCCCACUUGCUUUCCACGCGGGACUCGGCUCCGGCAUGGCCGGGAUCAUUAAGAAGCAGAUCCUGAAGCACCUGUCCCGGUUCACUAAGAAUCUUUCCCCAGACAAAAUCAAUUUGAGCACCCUGAAAGGGGAGGGUCAGCUGACCAACCUGGAGCUGGAUGAAGAGGUUCUACAGAAUGUGCUGGAGCUGCCUACCUGGUUAGCCAUCACUCGGGUUUAUUGCAACAGGGCCUCCAUCCGGAUCCAGUGGACAAAGUUGAAGACACAUCCGAUUUGCUUGGUAAUGUGCCUGGAUAAGGUGGAGGUGGAGAUGAAGACAUGUGAGGAGCCUCGACCUCCCAAUGGACAGUCUCCCAUUGCCCUUGCUUCAGGACAGAGUGAGUAUGGCUUUGCCGAGAAGGUGGUGGAAGGGAUGUUUAUUAUCGUCAAUUCCAUCACCAUCAAGAUUCACUCCAAGGCCUUCCACGCUUCUUUUGAAUUGUGGCAGCUUCAGGGCUAUAGUGUCAACCCCAGCUGGCAGCAGAGUGACCUCCGUCUCACCCGCAUCACCGACCCCCACCGAGGAGAGGUUUUAACAUUUAAGGAAAUAACUUGGCAAACACUUCGGAUUGAGGCAGAUGCUACAGACAAUGGUGAUCAGGACCUAGUCACCACCCCACUGAGGCUUAUUACCAACCAAGGCAGAAUCCAAAUAGCCCUCAAGAGACGAACCAAAGAUUGCAAUGUGGUAGCCUCCAAGCUGAUGUUCCUGUUGGACGACCUGCUCUGGGUGCUGACUGACUCACAGCUCAAGGCUAUGAUGAAGUAUGCAGAGUCACUGAGUGAGGCCAUGGAGAAGUCUGCCCAGCAGAGAAAGAGCCUGGCCCCUGAACCUGUACAGACCACUCCACCUGCUCCCAGUGCCCACCAGUCCUGGGCCCAGGCAUUUGGUGGCAGCCAGGGCAGCAGCAGCAACAGCAGCAACCGCCUCAGCCAGUACUUUGAGAAAUUUGAUGUGAAAGAGUCCUCCUACCAUCUGCUCAUCUCCCGCCUGGACCUGCACAUUUGUGAUGAUAGCCAGUCCCGAGAGCCAGGUGUCUCUGCAAACAGACUCAUGGGUGGUGCCAUGCAGCUUACCUUUCGCAAGAUGGCAUUUGACUAUUACCCCUUCCACUGGGCAGGUGAUAGCUGCAAACACUGGGUGCGGCACUGUGAGGCCAUGGAGAACCGAGGCCAGUGGGCCCAGAAACUGGUGAUGGAAUUUAAGACUAAAAUGGAGAAGUGGCAUGAGGAGACGGGUCUGAAGCCUCCCUGGCACUUGGGGGUAGACUCUUCCUUCCGGAAGAAAGCAGAUUCUCUCUCCAGUCCUCGAAAGAAUCCCCUUGAGAGAAGCCCUUCUCAGGGCCGACAGGCUACCUUUCAACCUCCGGCAUGGAAUCGCUUACGCUCCAGCUGCAUGGUAAUACGGGUGGAUGACUUGGAUAUCCACCAGGUGUCUACAGCUGGACAGUCCGGUAAGAAGCCAUCGACACUCCUUUCCUGCAGUCGGAAACUUCACAACCUACCCUCUCAGGCCUCUGCCAUUCAUAUUGAGUUCACAGAGUAUUAUUUCCCAGAUAAUCAAGAGCUUCCAGUUCCCUGUCCCAAUCUCUACAUUGAAUUAAAUAGUCUGACAUUUACUAUGGAUCCUGUCAGCUUGCUCUGGGGAAACCUCUUCUGCCUGGAUUUAUACCGUAGCUUGGAGCAGUUCAAAGCUAUCUACAAACUGGAAGAUUCAAUCCAGAAAGAUGAACACUUGGACAUUCGACUGGAUGCCUUCUGGUUGAAGGUGAGCUUCCCACUGGAGAAGAGAGAGCAGGCUGGGUUGCAUCGGCCCCAGGCCCUUAUCUUCUCUGCAUCAGGCAUGACUGCCACCAAUACACGUCAUGCCCCACACUGCAGCUGCCCAGACCUUCACAGUCUCUUCCAGGGUUUUGCUACUGCAGAGUUCUUUCAUUCCAAUUAUGUUCAGUUCCCCAAGGUUCCAGGUGGCUUCAGCCUUCUGCACAUGCUUUUUUUACAUCAUGCCUUCCAGAUGGAUUCCAGCCACCCUCAUCCAAAUACCCUUCCUCCCCAGAGGCCUAUGGCUUCCCAGGAUCUCUGGUCCAUCCACUUUCCCCAGAUCUCCUUGGACUUUGAGGGAACAGAGAACUUCAAAGGCCGUACCUUGAAUUUUGUGGCCCCCUUUCCCUUGUCCAUUUGGGCCUGCCUACCACUUCAUUGGCAGCAAGCUCAGGCACAGAAGCUACUUUUAGCUGCAGAAGGGAAGCUGAAAUCAUCAGCCAGCUUUGGCAGUCCUGUUCAGUCUGAGACCCUUGCCCCUGACACUGUGCCCCAUGUGAGGUCAAAGACUGAGCAUGAUUUGAAAAGCCUGUCAGGCCUUACAGAAGGCAAGGAGAUUCUCAGAGAAGACAGUGGUGGCAUGGACAACAAAGAGCUUCUGGCCAAGCUGGAGGACGUGGCAGAUGUUCACAUGCUCGUGCACUCCCCUGAACAUGUCCGUGUGAGGCUUGACCAUUACCAGUACUUGGCUCUGCUCCGCCUGAAGGAGGUGCUCCAGCGUCUUCAGGAGCAGCUGACCAAGGAUACAGAGGCCAUGACUGGGGCUGCCCUGCAGGAGCAGACAGCUUGCAUUGGGGUCCUCUUUCCCAGUGCUGAGGUGGCUCUGCUCAUGCAUCCUGCCCCUGGUGCUGCCGAAGGUGACUCUGCAGGUUCAGAUACCACCAGCCUUAUAGAUUCAGAGCUGUCGCCUUCGGAGGAUCGCGAGCUGAAGUCUGAUGUCUCCUCAGACCAGGGCCCAGAAAGCCCUGAGAAGGUUCUGCAGGAUGGUGGCAUUGAAAAUCUGGAUGCACCCCAGGAUAGGCCACUGCCUCUCCAUAGCAACGGGGAACUGCAGGACUCAGAUUCUCUUGCACAGCAGUUGGCAGGGAAGGGCCAUGUGGCAGUCGAUUCCCUACAGGCCAAGAGACUGAGCAAGGCCCAAGCAUCCAGCUCACCAUCUGCCCUGAAGUCCCCAGGUGUUAGAGAUACAGCUAUGAAUGGACAAGGUGAGCUCAUGCCCUUGAAGAACAUUGAAGGAGAAUUGUCAAGUGCUAUUCACAUGACCAAGGAUGCCACCAAGGAGGCUCUACAUGCCACCAUGGGCCUCACCAAGGAAGCUGUGUCUUUGACCAAGGAUGCCUUCAGUCUGGGCAGAGACCGAAUGAGCUCCACCAUGCACAAGAUGUUGUCCUUGCCCCCAGCCAAGGAGCCCGUGGCCAAGAUAGAUGAGAGGGUGGCAGCCCCAGUGAGUGGAGGUGCUUCCCGACUCCGAUUUUUUUCCAUGAAGAGGACAGUAUCUCAGCAGUCAUUUGAUGGUGUAUCAUUGGAUAGCAGUGGCCCUGAAGACCGGAUUUCAGUAGACAGUGAUGGCAGUGACAGCUUCGUGAUGCUCUUGGAGUCUGAGUCUGGUCCAGAAUCUCUUCCACCAGGAUCUCUUCCAAGUGUCUUGGACAGCACUGGUGUUCAAGGGAGCCCUGUCGUGGGGAGUUGUGGCCAGGAGUCAUCGGAGGCUAACAGUUCGGACUCACCUAGUGGGCAGGACCUCAGUCCUCAUCCGAUCUCAGUUCUGGUGCUGAAGGUGAAUGAGGUGUCUUUGGGGAUUGAGGUACGUGGCGAGGACCUGACUGUGGCCCUGCAAGCAGAGGAACUGAGCCUCCAGUACCUGGGCACCGUGGGACUGUGGCAGUUCCUGCAUGGACAGUGCCCGGGUAUGAGCUUUCAAGAAUCUUCAACUUUGAAGACUUGCCACAUCAGGCCAGCUGUGGGCCUUCGCUUUGAGGUGGGGCCUGGUGCAGCUGUUCAUUCUCCCCUAGCCAUAAAGAAUGGCUUCCUGCAUUUGUUACUUCAGGGCUGUGAUCUUGAACUGCUCACCUCAGUGCUCAAUGGCCUGGGGCCCUUCUUGGAGGAUGAGGAGAUUCCAGUGGUAGUUCCCAUGCAGAUUGAGCUCCUGAACUCCAGAAUCACCUUAAAGAAUCAGUGGAAAAAAUAUCCUCAGGAUGAUAUUCCCCCCAUCUACCCGACAUCUCCAGGCCCCGUGCCCGUCACUCUGGCCAUGGAGCGUGUUGUGCUGAAGAGGAGUGAUGAUGGUGUGUUCCAUAUAGGCGCUGCUGCUCAGGAUAGACCAUCAGCUGAAGUACCUAAAAAUGAGAAGAGACAGCCACCCCCGAAACAGGUGUUUUUGGUGCCCACAGAGGAGGCUUUUGGACAGCAGGUGAAAGAACUGCCUACUCUACAAAAGGAACUUAUAGAAACCAAACAAGCAUUGGCCAGUGCCAACCAGGAUAAAGAAAAACUUCUUCAGGAGAUUAGGAAAUAUAACCCCCUCUUUGAGCUCUGAUAGCAGUGGCUCAGCCAUCUGUGCCAAGGAGAGAGGAGAUCACCAGCAAUAGCACCACCUGUGACAGAAGGCAGCCUCCAGUGUUGAAUAAGUAGGCUAAGGAUGCCAGAGGGACCGGGGAGUGCUUAACUCCUUUCUGAUAGCUGUCCUUGGAUGCAGAUAGGACAGAGUGUGACCAUGUUCCAAGAAACUGGGGGCAGCUUUGUGCGUGGCACAAGUAUCAUGUCUUGUCUAUGUAAAGCCUUUUGGUCCCCUGCACACUAGGUGGAAUCUUUUCCACACUGUAGGGCCAUUUCACCAUGUGGUUUCAUGACAGACAUUUGCUUCCUCCACAACCAUUGUGAACAAGGGAAAGUAUUCACUUCCUCAGUCACCCAUAGGGCCACCAAAGAUUCUCUGUCCUAGAGUUUCCUGUAGCAGACCUGAACAGUUCUUGGCCUAGCUCUAGCCAUGGUAGUAGAGUGGAACCAGCAACAGCCAGCAUGGCGGGAGCCAGGAAAGGCACAAGAUAAGGAAGACCAGGACCCUGCUUUUUUUGGAAGGGGAACCAAGCUCAUCAUCUUGGCUGAUACUACAAUCAGAUUUUUCAGGGUUAAGCUUCCUUUGUUGUGCUUUCAUCAUUGUGAUGCUGUGGUAGAAAGUAAACAACAGUAGCAGCUCAGUUGUAUCAUCUUUCCCUUCUAUAACCCAAUUUAUUUGGAAUUUAAGUCAAGAAAAAAAUAUUCACUCUGAGCUAGGUUGAAGGCAUGAUGAUGUGGUAGGGAUCAGUGGGGAGCUUGAGUCUGAGCCCCAGGUGCCUGCCUAGAGCCGUCUCCCUGGGGUCCCUGGCACAUCCGGCUCCCUAGCACUAUGACUUUCUGCCUGCACUCUCCUUAGCACUUGGUUUGGGAGCUGAAAAUGUGUUUUAAACAGUAACAAACAUCUUAGCCUGUUGCAUCCCACUCCCCUCUAUCACUGUGGCUUUUCAAAAUCAUGUAAGUUUGACUUAAAAAAACCACCCUUCAUCCUAGCUAGGAUUUGCCCCUGCCUCAUAAAAGCACAAUUUCCUCCUCCUUUUUUCUUACCUAAUUCUUCCCAACACUCUGCCUUCAUCUAUACUGUUUUGUGUACUUCAAGUUGUGUUGAUUGGAUAGAAACACAUCAGCUAACUCACCGUGAACUGGCAGGAUGGUAAACAAGUGAUUCAAUAGUAUCAGCAGAGUGUAAUCACAUAGAGCUAUGGAAGGUAAGAUAAAAUUGUUUCUCUGUGGGAAAUCAUGCCUGACUUGUAGAUUUUUGAGGAUAAAAAGAAACGUGUGUUCAGGAAGGAAUAAGAUCUAAUUUGUUCCGACUUUUAAAGAACUUCUGUCAGAUUCUUCACUAAGGCAGUUUUAAAAGCACCAGUUACCAUGACAUUGAGGGAAUAUUUUGUCAUGCUUAGGAAACAACUUAGAGACUUAAGAAACAUCUUUCUGGAGAGAAUGUUAACAGGGGAAGUUUCCUACUGGUUGAUGUUUGUUUUAACUUUAUUCAAGAUUUUUAUAAAGAACUGGAAAGUAGGAUAUUAUAAUGCAAUCAUAUGUCACUACUUCUAGGCAUUGAAAGGUAAACCAGAGAGACUUUAAAAAAGCAAAAUUGCAGAAGGGACACAGCCAGGCUGUGAAGACUCAGGAAAGUGACAGGUGAGGUUCGGUGAAGUAAUGCACUUACAGAAAGCUUAGCAGCUGACGAGGCAGUGAGCUGUUAGAACUCAGGAAGGAAACCUAGGCAUUGCUGAGAGGGGAGGGGUCGAUGUGCUGCUAUGGCUAAAAGGCCAACAACAUCAUCAGCAAGGAGACAACACAGAAACAGACCUCACACACAGCCAUGCUAGUGUCUUAAUUACCUGUGUAUCUUGGGUGACCUUACCUACCAAAUAUAGGUGCAAAGAAUAGCAAAAAUGAUCAGGGGGUGAAGACAUUUAGAUGUGACACAGCUUUAAAAUGUUGGCUCUGUUCUGGAACGAUAACAGCUGAGGUCGGUGUUUGAUCAAAUAUCCAGUCAAGAGGAUGUUCACCAGGUCCUGAAAUACUAGCUCUGGGACCCUACCUCAUAGCCUUAGGUAAAAAAAAAAAAGCACUUCUCAUAGCAAAUCAGAAAUUUGUGGAGCUCACUGUCAAGUGGUGCUGCAGUAACUGCAUGAGUGCAGGAUGGGUAAGGAGUCCUUGCAUGGCCUCCCAAAAGGAAUUACAGGCCACUGGGGUCUACAACUCCACAUACUCCCCCUUAACACUUCUUUCAAAGGCAGAAUAGUGAACAAAUGGAUCACUGGUCCUCCCAAGUAUGGCACUCUUAAUGUUCUUGGAAGGGGAGUGGGGAGAUCCAGGAGCUGGAAAAUGGAAUUAUUCAAUCUUAGGCUUGCAAGAAUUGGUUUAAAAUAACACCCUGAUUUUCCUCUCUUCUCCCCACCCACCAUAUCCCUCAGGCAUCCCUCUAGGCAAAGAACAUGUCUAGCAGACAUUGCCUGGUAUACCUUCACCUUAAGCUUGUGCUCGGUGGAAGGCAAUAGAAACAAUCUGGGAAGUGCCAAGGCUAACCCCUUUAAUAGCCAGAGCUCAGUAGGGUCCUGGGCUCUCGGGAGCUCUUGUCCAUGUGACAAAUAGAGCUCUAAAUUUCUUACUUCCAUUAUAUGGCAGCUUUAGCCAUUUUAUCUUGAAAUCCUCCCUCAGGGAAUGUGGUAGUGGUCAU
Molecule: messenger RNA, 7190 nt
Organism: Molossus molossus (Pallas's mastiff bat)
Lineage: Eukaryota; Metazoa; Chordata; Mammalia; Chiroptera; Molossidae
Gene: BLTP3A
Product: UHRF1 binding protein 1
Exons: 22
Coding region: 123-4484 (1453 amino acids)
Molecular function (GO): histone deacetylase binding
Source: RefSeq, a predicted model, not a curated record